AUGGGCUCGGGACCCUCUGAUCUAAGCUUUCCUGAAGAGUCUGUCAUGCCGAGUAUACAAAAAAGAUACCAGCGACCCUCGUUUGCAGAUCAUGAUCCAUAUCUAGACUCAAGAGGUUUGGCGACAGAAAUUAUUCGUCACUUACGAUUUGAGCUCAUCUCAAUGCCAAUCCGUCGAAACGGCUUGACGAUUAACGACGAUGACCUUUCUUCAAACCUGCGGCAAAUCCUUGAACGCUUUUGUGCAGAGAUCCAAGGCACCGACCAACAAGAUACCCGGCCUCCGCGGUCGAUCCAGAACCAUCUGCAUCAGAAAGUACAUUCCAUGAUCCUGGAAGAAAUACCAUUCCUUAUCGAGUCGUUAGUCUCUAUUCUCCAUGGGAAAUUUGAUUCAUUCACUGUUGAGACUCUUCAUGUAAGUAGAGCAAGUGCUGGAGAUAAAGGAAAAACGAAGGUCUCACUCUUUGCUGCUUGGGACUUCUUGAGCGGUGGAAAGGCUUUCGGGCGACUGAAAUUCCGUACACGUAGGGUUUUGAAGCGCGAUAUCAUGGAGAUCAUCAGCCACGAGGUGUUACUCAGUCUAUCAUCGAGACUUUCGAGGCGAGAAACUGCGACUUUCCACGUGCGCUGGGAACUCUUUGACCAUAUCUCGUAUGAGCAAGAUGGGUCAACAGACAUCAGCCAGAUUUUGACUGUAACCGGAGAUGGUCGAAAUGCUUAUGCUUCGCGCUGCGCGGACUAUCUAAAAUGGCUAUGGGGGGAUUCGAAGUACGACAUCUGUAGCCAUAUUCAGCAAUUUUUGGAGGAGAAGAGUUACAAACAUCCUGACGCAACCCUCAAGAUUAAUCACUAUACGGAAGGCGACAGCCAUAUCACGGUCAUUGUUCACGGUGAGAAGGAAACAAUCACUGAAGUUGCCCAACAACUUACGUGGGUUACUGCCGCAUUCCGCUCUCAUCCAGAAGGUGUAAAUUUGUCGGAUGUCGAUUUCAUCAUCACCAAUGGAAUGCAAUUUUACAUCGAGGCAGGGACUCUUACGGGAGUGUCGAAUGUCACCCCCACAUCAGAUACUUGUUGGCAUCGACUUGUUCGAGAUGCUGCCAUUGCCCAUGGAUUUCCAAUUCCGCCCAGGUGUGGUCAAGUUGGGCUUGAACUACCCUAUGCCGCGAUGCUAAAAUUCAGUCAGGUGUCGACUCUGCUAGUUGCAAACAAGCGUCUUGCAUUCUAUGGCUUUUCUUCCUUCCUGUUUCCAAUGGACCAAUGUUCCGAAAAUGAUGAUUCUAUCCAACGUUUGACUCAAUGGCACUUUGAAAGGAGCGAUGAUACGGAGCAAUGCUUUGACUGCGCGGACUAUCUCGCUGAGUCGAAAUGUAUCUGGACGAAUGAUGUGCAUGAGUCCACCUUGGCAACAUCGCGACAUUUUGUUGGGUAUUGCAGAAUUUCCGAAUUCCGUCUAGCCACGUCGACCUCCAACUUUCUAAACCUCCAGGAGACACCUAUGCCCGAUGCUUCUACCACAGUAGGGGCAAGGAUUGAGAACGUGACGGCGGGUACAGGGGGCCUGGGCUUUGGCACCCUCGAGCUUGAAAGCAACAUCAGAUAUGCCCACAGCAUCGUCAAUGCCGUCGCGGCAGACGAGUAUCUUGGUACUAUGGAUACAUUAGAGAGGAUGUCUAUGAUCCUAUGGGAUUGUGGGGACGAAUGCGGAUGGCUGGUACCCGCUCAAGCGCUCCUGCUCCACAUGGCUCACGUGUGGGUCAGCUCGAAGGGAAUAACUGCCACCUUCCGGCAUGCAAGCCAGGGCCCUGGCUAUCUACAGGAGGUUGACAAGAUUCUCAGAGAAGAUCGCAAGAAGGUCCUUCGGAAGGAGGGUCGAGACGACGACUCUGAUUUCGAGUUGAGACACUUGAUCAUGAGAAUUUGGAACGACAUCAGGGGCUGUAUGUUGGCACAACAAAGCGCACUACGUGAUGAUAAAGGCGUUAUAGGUUACCAAGCUGGGGGGAUAUCUGGAUGGGAAGUCACGGAUUUCCUAACGCGUCCUCCACUCGAAUUCUCUAUGAAGCAAGAUAAGCGCGGUCCAUCAGACAAAGGCUGGAAGGGUCUAGCUGUGGAGAAAAACAUACCAGUGCUGUUUUGCAAAGAUGCAGGAGAGGUGAUUAAAACAACGCCUCGAGGUUAUUUAUGCACCAACUGCAGACUUUCUCUCAAACACCAGAGCUACCUGAUAGCUAGCUUAACAUGCUUGGGGAACAUGGCUCAAAGAUACGGUGGUUUUAAGCCGAAGACGAGGCUGACACCAGAGUGGGGAUGGCAACCGACCGCUGAGUCGGCCCUGUUUCAAGAGCACUGUCAACUCAACGCGGGAUCUAGGUGCAAUGAACGAUUGCAGAAGCUGAUCGCUUUCAAAGAAGAGGAAGAGGGCACAAACUUGAAUCUUCCAGCAAACGGGGUUGUUGUGUUUGGUAGAGCGGGUUCGAAAGCACCAGAUUUAGCUACAACAGCUACUCCUACAACACCUACCACUGUCCCGGUUGGAAAGGGAAAAAUAACAAAGUGGCUGGCUAAGUUGAAAAAGAAAUAG
Messenger RNA from Fusarium coffeatum, 2583 nucleotides. RefSeq lists its product as uncharacterized. The coding region runs from base 1 to 2583 and encodes 860 amino acids. The transcript is spliced from 2 exons. NCBI's taxonomy places the organism in Eukaryota, Fungi, Ascomycota, Sordariomycetes, Hypocreales, Nectriaceae. The record is from RefSeq and is a predicted model, not a curated record.